This is a messenger RNA of Nanorana parkeri, 489 nucleotides long. RefSeq names its product microtubule associated protein 1 light chain 3 beta (gene MAP1LC3B). The record is from RefSeq and is a predicted model, not a curated record. The transcript has 4 exons. Gene Ontology annotation, molecular function: ubiquitin protein ligase binding. Gene Ontology annotation, biological process: autophagosome assembly; cellular response to nitrogen starvation; autophagy of mitochondrion. NCBI's taxonomy places the organism in Eukaryota, Metazoa, Chordata, Amphibia, Anura, Dicroglossidae. Gene Ontology annotation, cellular component: autophagosome; cytosol; autophagosome membrane. Bases 74 to 448 code for a protein of 124 amino acids.
GGCCCGUGUUUUGUUUUUGCCUGGCCGGGGCGGUCGCCUCACAUACAGUCCGGAGCGCAGAGAGCGGUGAAAGAUGCCGUCCGAGAAGAGCUUCAAGCAGAGGCGGACUCUGGAGCAAAGAGUGGAAGAUGUGAGGCUCAUCCGAGAGCAGCACCCCAACAAAAUCCCGGUCAUCAUCGAGAGGUACAAGGGGGAAAAGCAGCUCCCAGUUUUGGAUAAAACCAAAUUCCUCGUUCCUGAUCACGUCAAUAUGAGCGAGCUCAUCAAAAUCAUCCGGCGACGCCUACAACUGAACGCCAACCAAGCGUUCUUCCUCCUGGUGAACGGUCACAGCAUGGUGAGCGUGUGCACGCCGAUCUCCGAGGUGUACGAGCGCGAGAAGGACGAAGACGGCUUCCUCUACAUGGUCUACGCUUCACAGGAGACGUUCGGCAUGAAAGACGCGUGAAUCGGCGCCGCGGCUGACAUUUUGGUUUUAAUUUGAUUUUU